AUGAACGAGGAGCAACCCGACGACCAAUGCACCACAGCGGGAGAUUUGUCUACAGUGCCGAUGGCACUGUUCAUGCUCCUUGCAGCGCCUCAACUUAAGAGCAUCUCGCAUGCAGCUGUUGGCCAGUGGCGCAAGCUACACAGUGAGUACGAGGGCGAAGUAGCCAUGCGCUGCAAGAACGACCUGACCAAGAUGGCGGAAGUUCUUGUUAGUGACCGUGACUUUCAGCGCCGCAAGCGUUCACAUGGCCGAGACCCAAGUGAGUCGAAGCGCAAGGAAAAACAGACGCAGAGCACUACCAACCAGUCUCCUGCUAAGUACCGUAAGAUCGAGAAUGGUGGCGAACCAACCAAAAAGAACAUCAGUGCGAGCAAUAAGCAGGGCCAGAAAAAGAGUGCUGUGAACACUUCUCCAACCGGUGGUUGUCUUAAUGACGAGAAGAAAGAGCUCCUCCACAAGAUGCAUGAGCGUCGCGAUAACAAGCGGGCUAAUGCCGAUGCGUGA
Phytophthora nicotianae INRA-310 is the source of this 504-nucleotide messenger RNA. RefSeq lists its product as hypothetical. NCBI's taxonomy places the organism in Eukaryota, Oomycota, Peronosporomycetes, Peronosporales, Peronosporaceae. The record is from RefSeq and is a predicted model, not a curated record. The transcript has 3 exons. The coding region runs from base 1 to 504 and encodes 167 amino acids.